Messenger RNA from Procambarus clarkii (red swamp crayfish), 3766 nucleotides. It is a transcript of the gene GC, whose product is annotated as gamma-glutamyl carboxylase. Lineage: Eukaryota; Metazoa; Arthropoda; Malacostraca; Decapoda; Cambaridae. Gene Ontology annotation, molecular function: vitamin binding; gamma-glutamyl carboxylase activity. Gene Ontology annotation, biological process: peptidyl-glutamic acid carboxylation. The record is from RefSeq and is a predicted model, not a curated record.
CAUAAUACCUUACUAAUGAGGGUUGUUAGUGAGGCGGCGCGUGUGAGGGAGGGGAGCUGGGCGCCGCCUCCACCACUCUCUCACCACCUGUUGUGUGAGGCGCUCCACCGUCUCCCUGCACCUCUCCCCUCUACUGCUCUCAGGCGGAUGGAGUGGCCACAUCACGGGCCAGCAGCGGGAGGCUCCACAGCGGAAGAGCUGCGUCCUAUACACCAGGCCAGGAAUCCUGCAGUAACGACCCAGGAUCCUGCUGGGGAGUGUCAGAGUAAUGCAGGAGAGCCGCAGGAUCGUGCCGAGGAGCCCCGGGACUCCAGGAAUGCUGCAUGUGGUUCAAAAUGUACAGAGGUGCUGGGGUUCAAACCAAGGGAGCUGUUGAGCCUGACCGCUCUGGCACGCCUGCUGCACCGUCCCUGCGACCCUGCCGCCCUCGCCGCUACCAGAGUCAUGUUCGGUGUGCUGAUGGUGCUGGACGUGCCGCAGGAGAGGGGUCUUGGGGUGGCCGACGUGAAGUGGGGUGACCCCAACACCUGCCGCUUCCCCCUCCUGUCCUUCCUAACCCCCCCGCCCCUGCCGUACAUGGUGCUGCUCUACGGGCUCCUGCUCCUGUGUGCGGCCCUGAUGGUGGUAGGGUGGCGGUGGCGGGCGGUCUGCACCACCUUCGUCGCCUGCUACUGGUACGUCUUCCUCCUGGACAAGACCACCUGGAACAACCAUUCCUACCUCUACGGCCUCCUCGCUUCUAUCCUCCUUGUUAGCGACCCCCAUAGGUGCUGGUCGGCAGAGGUAGGGGGAGAUGGGUUGUCGGGGGCAAGUCAUGUCCCCCUCUGGAACUACACCCUCCUGAGGGCCCAGCUGUUCCUACUCUACUUCUUGGCAGGAGUGAAGAAGGUCGACCUCGACUGGCUGAGCGGGUACUCCAUGCAACGCCUCGCUCAACACUGGGUCUUCACCCCCUUCAGAGUCUUCCUGACAGACGACAACAUCGACUUCUUCGUCGUCCACUUGGGAGGCUUCGCCCUGGACUCCUCCCUCGGCUUCCUCCUCUUCUUCGACGCCAGCAGGCCGGUGGGGCUCGUCCUCGGGGCAGCGUUCCACCUCAUGAAUGCUCAAAUCUUCUCCAUAGGAAUGUUCCCCUGGGUGUGUCUGGUGACGCUGCCCAUCUUCUGCAGCACCUCCUGGCCUCGCCCCUUCCUCGAAGCCUUCAGCUCCUUGCUGCCUGCAAGCCACACACUUCCUAACCCAGUCAGCACAUCCGGGCUAACACCGGGGAAUGACGGCCCUUCCUCCGCUGCAGGAGAACAAGCACACGCCCAAAGGCAAGGGGAAGCAGUGGGAGGUGAUAACAGUGAGGGGAAACUCCUGGAGGCAGGAGCGGAAGCCUCACCUGACGCAACACAGCCAAUAGCGCCCAAGUUUACUGAAGCAGGGAAAACGGUUGCCGACCAGGAUAUACUCCGAACGCUGAAAAGGAAUCCUAGCUGUUAUUAUCCAGGAGAGGACGGGUGUGUGACGGGCCAGCAGAAGGCGACGACGGUGGCGGUGCUCGUCUACCUGUGUCUCCAGCUCUGCCUCCCCUUCUCUCACUUCAUCACCAAGGGCUACAACACGUGGACGGAGGGACCAUACGGGUACAGCUGGGACAUGAUGGUACACUCCUGGGACACACUCCACGUCAAGGUCACCGCCGUCACCACUCACUCCGGAGAGACACUCUACCUCGACCCCACCACGUGGGUGAAGAGCAACCGGUGGACGAGCCACGCAGACAUGGUCGUUCAGUAUGGAGGGUGUGUGGAGCAGCGGCUGGCGGACAGGGGCCUCCCCAUCUCCGCCCUCCACCUCGAUGUCUGGAAGUCCCUCAACGGCAGAUUCCAGCAGCGGGUGUUUGAUCCCAACGUCAACAUCCUGAAGGCUCCCUGGUCCCCCUGGCAGGAGACGCGGUGGGUGCUGCCGGUGGUGUCCGAGCUCAGCGGGUGGAGAGGACAUCUUCGGCAGCUGCAGGAGUCAGUGUGGAUGGCGAACCCGGCUGCCGACGCCAUCUUUGUUGCUGACUUCCCAGGUCUGACACUGGAGAACUUCCUGAGCGAGGACUUGGCCAAUGUCACUCUGGAAAUCCUGCAAGGUGAGGUGUUGGUCAUGUUGCCGGCUGACGCAGGGGUUGACAUCCUCCAAGCCCCGUGUGAUGACAAAGCAGGGGCUGACAGCCUCCAAGCCUCGUGUAGUGACGACGCUGGCAAUUGGUAUAGUGCUGAACAGUGCCAUACGCUUUUUCCAAGUCCAAAGCAUUCACAAGAUCACUCCAUCUCGGAGCAUCACAGCUUCUCUAACAUAAGAGGAAAAGAAAGUCACGACUCAGAAAUCAUCAAAAACUAUAUCCAAGAUAAAACUAAAGAGAUAGAUAAAGGAGAUUUUCAGUAUUUGGAAAAUCUCGAGAAAUUACAGAAUGAGUAUGUCAACAACAUGGCCCAGUCUUCCCGUGCAGCGUCAGGCGAAAACGGAAAGGAAAACUCAAUGAAGAACCAUCAGUCAGUGGUCCUUGGCGCAGGAGAAAGGUUGGUACUUCCAAGCGGUUCGUUUCACUGGGUUGUGACCACGUCUUCAGACCCCUCCUGCUACGUGUACACCUUCACCAACACCUCCUUGCUUAACAUGUAUCAGGGUCAAGGUGCAGAUCCAAGUCAAGCGUCACCUCGGACAGGAAGAACUAAUGCACAAGGUAAUGUUAACCAAGGGAGUUUGCAUGCUGAGGGGCUUCUAUCUCCGGGGAACUCGAAGUCACAGCUCAACCUCCAGUUGAUACAAUAUAAAACAAAAGAAGGCAUGGGAGGGCGAGGAGGGGAAGACCAAGUCUGCGCUGCGGGAGAGGAAGCGGGCCUAACGGAGACAGACCGCGGUAAUGGCAUGAAGGCAAAACACUUCCAACAGUUCCUCACCCAGGACCCUGUUGGAGACCUUCCGACAUGGCAAGAUUUUACGAACUUCAUGUCUUGGAAAUGGUCAACAUUCAAGCGAAGUGGGAGGCUGUUGGUGAGAGCGUGUUGGAGCGUUCUGAGCGGGACACCCAUGAUGCUCAAAUAGAAGCCACUGUUACAGGGCGACCCGGCGGCGUCCGGGGCGCGCUCCACACAUCUAAAUAUGAAUAACCUGCUUCUUGCUUUUACUCCAUUAGCCUGCAAAGUUCCAUUCAGAUAUCUCUGUCAGAUUAACGAUGGUUAACUAAUUACUUAAUAAAUACUGGUCAAAUUAGUCUUAAUAACUCCUUAUAAUAAGAUAUAACAAGAAGAUCGUCAGACUAACAGCUGAUGGUAGAUGGCUUAUGUGUUAUUUAGAUAAAUAUUUAAGUGUUUGGGAAAUUUACAGAGUGAUAAAAUUUUAGUAUUAAGCAGCAGAUUAGUUGAAAUGAAUAACGAGGCAAGAAUAUGGCUUUUAAAGUCUUUCGUUCCUCUCUGUUAGGGCUCUGUAUCCUGUCUCUAUGGGCUCUAUUCAUGCCUCUACCCAUGAAGGUCAAGGCUCUGUGCCAACAAAACUUACCCCAAAUAUAUAUAGAAAAACAGUAACAAUAUUACUUCGUCGGAAAAUAUAUUUUCGUCAUGAGUGAGAGACCUGAAUAUACCUGAGGGACACUUUCUCUAGUGGCCUCGAAGAGGACAGAAAGCCGGCGGCUUGAGUAUAAAUUAAUGUAUUUGUCUCCGCGACUUGUGCAAUGUUUUAAAUCUUGAAGAUUUCUGAUUUUCAAAAAUAUAAUUCCAUAACCAAAAAUAAAAUA